This is a messenger RNA of Rhodofomes roseus, 1041 nucleotides long. RefSeq lists its product as uncharacterized. The coding region runs from base 1 to 1041 and encodes 346 amino acids. The record is from RefSeq and is a predicted model, not a curated record. The transcript has a single exon. Lineage: Eukaryota; Fungi; Basidiomycota; Agaricomycetes; Polyporales; Fomitopsidaceae.
AUGAGGCCAACCAUUCUCGUCGUGCUCGCCUGCUGUACCCAUGUACUCGGGACCUAUGCCCUACCGCUGCGGAACCACGGACGCCUCGCGCGCGCGUACACUGUAGAAGAUCGACGGGACUUCUCUGGGCUGCUGGGAGGGCUAGGCGGAGGAGAUGCGGAUGCCCCUACGGACGAGAAGACGGCCCAAGGCACCUCGGACGCUCGGCCCUUUGCGACGACCGCUCACGGCGACAGUACCUCGGUCGCCUCACUUGAACUUCUUCCUGGGCUGUUCUCCACUGGCUCUGAGACAUCCAAGGCGAAGGACACGACAUCAACUACGUCUAGCUCUGCGACUGCCACCCCCGAGUCCCGUCUCGCGUCGACCACUCAGGCUCAGCCCGCUGCUUCACUCACAGGCUCUACGGUGACUGCAACUUCUCAGGCCCAAAGUACAAAGCAAGACCACCCAGUGGGUAACAACGCCAUCUCGUCGGACUCCUCAUGGAAGAUCAUCGGCGUCGCCGUCAUCUCUUUCACCGCCGUCGUCGUCAUCCUCGUCGCUGCGGUCUUCUUCGAUACCUGGUGGCACUUCCUACGCGAUCUCUUCUGGAAGCGGCGCAAGUCGGACGGCCUCGAGGAGCUGGUGCCCGACUGGCAGAAGGCUAGCUGGGAGGUGCGCAUCGGCGACGACCGCCAUCGGUACCCAUCGUUUGGCUCGCUUCCGAACUCGCCUAUCCUCCGCGGAGACCCUCUACAACGCCAGCGGUCGCUCAGAGUGCAAGAAUGGCAGAAGGAUGACAUGGGCUCGAGUACGACGUCUCUCGGUGCGGGACUCACUCCGGCGGAGAGACUCGCGCAGUACCCCACCAUUCCUCCGAGUACCUAUGUCAGUCCUGACCCAAGACCAAGCCCCGGUAGCGCGGAUCCUUUCAUGGACAAGAACACCUCGCCGACUCCUACGCUCGUGCACAACGGACCUGACGAUAGCAAGAGUCCCUUCCACGACACACACACGUCCCCUCAGACGGAAAUCUACGGCGGCAUCAACGAGAAGUAG